This is a messenger RNA of Biomphalaria glabrata, 5827 nucleotides long. RefSeq lists its product as uncharacterized. Gene Ontology annotation, molecular function: protein binding. Lineage: Eukaryota; Metazoa; Mollusca; Gastropoda; Planorbidae. The record is from RefSeq and is a predicted model, not a curated record. The coding region runs from base 864 to 3299 and encodes 811 amino acids. The transcript has 10 exons. Gene Ontology annotation, cellular component: Golgi apparatus.
GUAGAGUCAAGCAAGAAUUAGAUCUAGUCUAGAAUCUAGAUUAUUAGACAUUCAUUUGACUCAUCUGAGUAUAAUCUUACUAUUAUUUAUAGUAAUAAUACUAGAUUCUAGAUCUAAUACUAAUUAAGAAAUGUAAUACAUUAAUGCUAAUACUAGACUUAGAUUCUAGUUAUAUUUAUUUAAGCUAUGGCUAAGUAUAGAAGUAUAGAUCUAGUAUUUCAAUUUACACAGGUCUAGACUAGAUUUUCUAAUUUAGAUUAAGCUGUUAAAACUCUUAUAAUAAUCUGAACAUCACACCUUCUCAUCAAAAACUCAUUCACUGAAGUCUGAACACAUCUUUUUUUGUUUUUAAUUCAUUUGUUUUAUGUUUGGACAAAAAUUUACACAAAUUCAUUUAUAGAAACACAUUCCAGAAAAUGUUAACAGAAAUAAAAAAUGAGUUAUAAUUUAUUCAACAAAUAAUAAUGAAUUUAACUAAUUCUUGUUCACCGAACAGGGCAAUGUUGUAAUAAGAAAUAUUAUUGUCAUUAUUUAAUCUAUGAUUUAUUUGUUGAGUAAACAUGACCCAGAUCAAGAUAUCUUUAGGUAUCUAUCUAAUAAUUAUGAAUGAAGGAAAAAAGUGCUGGCUGCUAAUUUGAAGCCAGAGACUAUGCCUACUACAACAGGUGAUCACGCUUAGUACAGCUGGACUUGAUAAAAACUGUUUACAAGUGGAGAUAGAUCAAAUCAAAUUUAUUGUCAAAUUUAUUGACAUUAUUGGGACUGUUGAUUGUGUCACUCUGAGUAUUUCAAACUAAAAGCCUGCAGCCUUUUUAUGGCUGUUCUAAGCUGUGUCUUUGGGUAAGACACAGUAAGAAAAUGAGAUGAGAAUUAACCCUUGUGAUCCAAACUCUGUGCAUCUAUUUCAAUGGAAGUGUGUUUCAUGUCAUGGCAAUCGACAGGAGAACAUUGAAUCAUGUAGUAUCAAGGAAAAAGCUAAUCUAUCUAUCCCAUGUGGAAGACUUCAUCACGCAGCAUGUACUCAAGGAAAAUUUGUUUAUAUUUUGGGAGGCAAAGAUAGAUACUCCCCCCUUAAAGAUUUUUGGAGACUGGAUCUUGUAAAUGAGAAAUGGGACAGAAUUGAUGGUAAGAAAAUGAUCCUUCCACAUUUAGAAGGCCACACCAUGCUUUCUUAUAAGAGUGAGCUUCUGAUAUUUGGAGGCACCUUUUGUGAUACUGGAGAUGAUACUCCAUUGUGGAUAUUUAAUACAGAUUUGUGCUGUUUACGCAAAUGGUCUGAGCCCAGCAGCCAGAAACCAAGUGGCAGACGUGAACAUUCUGCUGUUAUUUAUAAAAAUUCAAUGUAUAUUUAUGGAGGAUUUUUGGAUAAUUCUGGAUCAACUGAUGAAUUUUGGCUCUUUAAUAUUGAGGAAGAAGUUUGGCAAGAGAUACCAAGAAAUCAACCAGGCAAACGUCAUGGCCAUGUUGCUGUUGUGGUCUCCAACAAUAUGUGGCUUCAUGGUGGAAUGAAAGAGCUUGUGGCAUUGGCAGACUUAUGGGUUUUUAACUUCAGUUUGUGUACUUGGACAAAAGUGAAAAGUCAGGGGAUGAGUCCUACCUUAUCGAACCAUACAGGUCAUGCUUUUGAAAAAUGGUUAAUUUUAAUUGGAGGAACUCAAUCUAGUCAGUUAUCUCAAAAUGUUUGGUUAUUUAGAUUUGAUACUUUGACAUGGAGCCUAGUGUCAACACAAUCAGGAGAUAUUCAUCCACCCCUAUCUUUACAUGCUUCAGUUCUUCUUAAGGCUUCAACGUUCCAGAGUCAAUUUGUAGACCAGAUAAAAUCCCUGCCUCAGCUCACUUCAGCUUCAGUACUGAAUCCAUGUGAGUUAGUGCGACCCCAUACUGCUUUUAGUAAGUACAAUAGAAGCUAUAAUUCAACUGGCUCACAUAGUGAACCUACCCAGAAUAUGAAAGAAACUAUAUUUCAAAACUGCUCUAAAUCCAAAUGUGAGUUAUCUGAUGCAAGUGCUGAGCUAUUGAAAUUGGAAUGUCUUCAUAGCCACAUCACCAGAAGUGAAGUUGGAAGACAGUCUAAAGCUGAAACAUCAUUCACAGUUCAUCCCGUCAGUGAAGGUCAGAUACAGUUCCAAACUAACCAGAUUAUUAAUGUUGAUUAUAAAAAGAACAUGCGACCAGCGUCAGGUGAACUGGUCAAUGAUAACCUCCCCUUGCUCCAGAGAUUUCAUUCAGUGACAUCCGAUGAUGAUUUAGGGGUAAAUAACCUCAGUGUUUCCAUAUCUGAUGAGCAGGUUAACAAAUCUUUCCAUCCUCAUUCCUGCCCAAUUAAAUCUGCAGCACCCUUUGACAAAUCUGUGCAACGAAAUAAUCAGCAAGAACCCAGCAGAUCUGUGGACAAAAAUCAAUCACGAACAUCAUUGAUGAAGAAAGUUAUAAAACAUAAAGCAAGUAAAGGUCACCAGAUGAAAGACAUACAGCUUGCAAAAAAGUUUGAAAAUAGAAAUAAUUUUGAGAACCCAUGCUACACAGUGUUAUAUGAUGAAAGAAUUAAGUGGAAAGACUUUCGUAGCGGUGAAAAUGUAAUGACAUUUAGUUCGAGUCUCAUGAAAAAGCCAUCAAAAUUGAGAGACCUGUCUCAUAGUCAAGAGGAUUUACUGGUUGAAGAUUUAGAGUGGCUUGACAGUGAUCAGUUAUUUGAAGCAGCUGCACUUAGCUAUCCUAGCAGCCAGAGAAUCAGGAGCUCAUCAUGUAAAGAUAUUAGUAGCUAUCCUGGCUACAUCAUAACUUCAAGCAUAACUUCAAAGAACUUUCAAAGGCAAAAUUCCAAAUCUUGUGAGACUUUAUCUUCAAGCUGUAUACAGGAGUGGGAUUCUGUGGCUGUACCAGAAAAACAAUUGCAUAAAGAUAAUGUACAAAAUUUGACAGAAACUAACUGUGACUUCACAAACAUUCCUACAAGCAAAAGUGAACUUGUCAAAAACACAUCUAUUCAUCUCAGAACUAGUCAAAAUUUUUCCAAUAAACUGUAUACUUUUCAAAAUUCAGUAGGUGUUCAAACUUCUGACUCUUUGCUAAGUUUGAAUAAACAUAAAGCUCCACUUUCAGACUCUAUUGACAGUCUUGGUGCAUGGACCUGUAGCAAGCAUUCAAAGAAUGAUGCUAGCAUAUAUAAGAAGUUGGUGGAUAAGGCUUUGGGAAUACUUGGUGACUCAGAAUUGUGUAUCCUUGUUUUGGGUGGUCAAACAGAACAUGUCUCUUUCAAGUCUGAACCUUUAAGAUUGUGGAAAUGUCAUCUUAAUUGAAAGCAACUGCAACCAGGGCCAGUCCUAACAAUUGCCAAAUGGAUUGUGCAUGGGUCGAGUUAGGCUAGGGAUAAGGAUAAUAAGUGAAAAUUAAGAUUUUGUAUUAGUAAAAAUAAAUUAAUCUUUGCUUUGCAUUUUAUGAAAUGAAAGCUAACAAUGCCGUUUUUUAAAUCUCGCUUGGUAUUGGCAUUAACCAUAUUGAACGACAUCCUAAAAUGACAAUUUUGUCUAUUUUUUCAGGAGAUCUAAUAAUUUCAGAUUUUCAGGACUUAUUCAUAUAUUUUGCUAUUCAAGAGAUUUCCAUGAUCUCCUGGAAAAUAAGGAGGCUGCAGAAACGGUGUUAUAAGUUAUAAUGGUUUCAUUUAAUAAUUUAUACCUAGAAUUAGCGUGGAGCCAAUGAAAGUGCGGGGCCCACUACUGGUGCAUAGGUUGCAGUGGCCUAAGGCUGGCCCUGACUGCAACCCUAGGCUUUAAAUUCCUAUUGACUUUUACUCUGCUAAUUUUGUUUUGUUUUACAUGUUUUUAAUGUUCUCUCAGAUUUGAAGUUAAUGACAGGACGGUGAGGGAUGUUGGCUGGCAGGAUUAGAACCUGGGGCCAUCAAGACGACAGUCCAGGGUGCAUAUCAUAAGGCAGACAAAAAAAUAUCAUAUUUACUUAUGUUUUUUUUUUUGGCAUAGGUUAAGAAACUGGCACAUUUAAUUAUAAGGUUAAUUGAAUUUUGUUUACUUCAUGAACAAUGUCCAUUCACUGAAUGUACCUGGUAUUUAUCUUGAGAGAGAUGGGAUCUGGCAUGGAAACUUUGAUAAUGGCCAAACGUUGAGCUAACAAUUAUAUUAUGUUUUCACAUGUGUGGGUGUCAAGCUCUUUAGUUCAAGUUACUGAAGUAAACAUCAGAACUUCUAGGAGAAGUUCUAGUAUUUUUGUUUCUUAAAAGGUAUUUAUUGUCAACCUCUAACACAGUGACACCUGACAAAAGUAUGUUUAAAUGAAAAAUCGUUUUUUGAAAGUGUUUCAAUAAUUAAUGUCAUCAAUAUGUUUGUAUGGUUUUAAUUAUUGUUAUAAGUCUUUGUUUUGUAAUCCAAAAUGUCAUGAAAACUUUUUUUAUUUUUUACUUACUUUAUAAUGGUGUUUCCCAUUUCCACAGAGCCUAAUAUUUUUACUAAAAAAAGUUAUAGCUUUUAAUUGCAAUAUUUGUGAGUGCAUUCAUUCACCACUUUGCAAAUCUGUCAACAUGUAGCAUUUCUACAAAGUACACAUUACCAAAUAAAUGUUUCAAUAUGUGAUAUUGUUAUCAAAAUGUUUAUGUCUAGACAUAAUAUAAAAAAAAAGAUGUGAUAAUACUUAACAUGUCAAAAUAAUACUGAUUAUGUUCUUGACAGUGUUGAAUGAAGAUUUUGUUUGAUGAUUAUUUAAUACAAUAAUAUUUUAUUAAGGAAUAUUGAUUUUUAAUUAUUGCAAAAAUUUGUGAAAUUGUAGGUCAUGUUUUGCUAUUAUUUACCAUUUAAACUUUUGAUAAAUUAUUGCUAAAAUUAAAUACCUUUUUUUGUGUGUGUCUGGAAAUGUGUUUCCAAACUAUUUUUUAUUUACACUUUCAUUAAUUAGUCUUUCUGAAGUUUUUUGUUUUUUUUUUGUUUUGUAUUUUGCAUAUUACUCUUAAUAAUAGUACCAUAAACAGUAUCUACUUUUUGUUCUUUUUUGGUUUUUAUACAUGAUAUUAGUACCAUUACAUCUAGUCAUUUACCUCUCAAAAUAAUCAUUUACUUACUCAAAAAUAAUCAUUUAUUUACUCUUUGAUUUUUUUGUUUACAAGUCUUUCUUUUAGUCUCAUAAAGCAAUCAUUUACCUGCUCUUAAUGAGUUUUAUUAUAUUUCUGUACAUGUGUUAUUAUAUAUCUGUACAUGUUUUUUGUUUUUGUAAAAGUCAUUAUACUACAUUCAAAAUAAGCUAAGUGACCUUUUUUGGUGAUUGAGUCACUUUUGAAUACAUUCCAUUGCUUUUGAAACCAAAAUUAUUUUUUUUUUUUACUUUUAACAAAAAUUUAUACACUUAUGAAUAUAUGUUGAUGUUUGACAUCAUUUUUUUUUUUUACAUCUACCAUUCCCUGUACAAUGUUUCAUCAAAAGUGCUAUUGUUGAACACAAAAUGACCAGACAUCAAGAAAACGUGAUACAUUUUUACUUAUUUACAAACCUCUUUCAAGUCUGAAAUUUAAACUUUUUUUUGGUGUGAUGCAAGUUUGUUUUUGCAUAUACCACUAUAUUGAAGCAAUAUUUGUUCUAUUAAUUUCAGGUAAUUGUGAUAUUUAAAAGGCAUUUAGACUAUUUUAGCUUACAUUCUUUGAAAUCAUGUGAACUUGUAAUUAUUGCAGACAAGGUCAGUAAGGCAAGAUUGUAGCCAGUAACCAUUCAUAUUAAUACUCUUGUACUUGGCUACACUAGUUAAGUCUCCUAGUAUUCAUACUGCAGGCAUUUAUGACAUUUCUUUUGCUAGAAAAUAUUCUUUCAAAUAAAAAUUAUUUACAAGUAUA